UUCUUCUUACAUGAUUUCAAUGUUGGAUUUUUGAGAUCGGAUCCUGGGCAUUCUUGGAGAACCUCGAAAAAUUCUGAUAUCGUACAAUGCCGUCGACAGUGAUAUCAAACGCAGCUGAUGGCGCUCAAAAUGCCGGGACCAUCUAUGCCAAAGAUGCUGGAAUCACCAUCAAAGAUAGUCGUGACAGUGAUAUUGCUAUCAGUAACAUCUCGAACGAACCAGCACAACACAAACAUCCGUGGCUACACUGGCACGAACCAGGCACCUCGAAAGCGGACAAGAAAUUGAUUUUCAAACUAGACUUUUUCUUGCUCAGCUUCAGUUGUCUCUACUAUUUUAUCAAGCAACUCGAUCAAAACAACAUCUCCAAUGCCUACGUAUCGGGAAUGAAAGAGGAACUCAAGUUCGGGCCUGGAAAUGAACUCAGCUGGAUGAAUACCUAUUUCAACAUCGGCGUUAUCAUUGGCGGACCCAUAUCUAACUUGACCCUAACCAAGGUCAGGCCCCGAUUCUGGCUGCCCGGAUGUCUUCUUGCCUGGUCUUUGUUUGUGCUAGGCUUCUCCAAGUCCACGACCGCCUCGGAAUUCUAUGCUUUGCGGUUCUGUGUUGGUCUUUUUGAGUCUGCAGCCUGGCCGGGCGUUCAAUACGUACUUGGAUGUUGGUAUAAGAGAUCCGAGAUGGCACGCCGUAGUGGUUUAUUCGUGAUAUCUGGAGUACUCGGUCAGAUGUUUUCAGGUUAUUUGCAGUCUGCACUUUACCGGGGCAUGGAAGGAAAGGGAGGAAUGUCAGCUUGGCGCUGGCUUUUUAUCUUUGAUUUCAUUCUGGCUGUGCCGGUCGCUCUUUACGGUCUAUUCUUCUACCCUGAUACACCUCAGAGUACGCGAGCCUUUUAUCUGUCUGAUUCUGAACGAGAGCGUGCAAGGGCCCGAAUUGAAGAAGACGGUCGUGCCCCUGUUGGCAAACUCGAUUUAUCUGUCGUCAGCCGCGUGCUCAAAUCCUGGCAGUUUUACACAUUCACGCUUGCCUAUUGCUUCUGGACCUUGACGGCUGGUUCCUAUGUGAUGCAGUACUUUCAAAUCUGGUUGAAGUCACUAGGCACCUACUCCAUACCCCAGGUUAACAAUAUUUCAACCGGCCUUGGAGCCGUCAAUUUCGUCUUCAUGGUCAGUACCGGUAUCGUCAUUGACAGGCUAGGGAAGUUCAGCCCCGUCUGUUUUGCGGUAGGCUGCCUCUUGACCUUCUGCUAUGCCGUUUUCACUGCGUGGCCUGCUUCGAAAUCUCUCAAGAUGGCUGCGUUCCUGCUUUCAGCUGGUUGGGUUAAUUCCUCAUGUGGUGGCGAUCAGCAACUGCGUGCUUUGACUCUCGCUUUCAUGGUUAGCGUUGGACAAGCUGUGGUGAUUCCUUUUCAACAGUAUCAGCUUCCGAGUGGGCAAGCACCGAAGUUCACUCAUACUCAUGGAUGGGUGAGCGCGUUGUGCUUUGUUAUAGCAUUAACCCUCUGGACUGGAUUUGGAAUUGACUUUGUCAGCCGAGUAUUUGGGAAACGAUCUGAGACCAGGAAUGCUAAGGCGAACGAGGGGGAACUUGAAGUAUCGGCUUAG
This is a messenger RNA of Talaromyces stipitatus ATCC 10500, 1601 nucleotides long. RefSeq names its product allantoate permease, putative. The transcript is spliced from 2 exons. The coding region runs from base 87 to 1601 and encodes 504 amino acids. NCBI's taxonomy places the organism in Eukaryota, Fungi, Ascomycota, Eurotiomycetes, Eurotiales, Trichocomaceae. Gene Ontology annotation, biological process: transmembrane transport. Gene Ontology annotation, molecular function: transmembrane transporter activity. Gene Ontology annotation, cellular component: membrane. The record is from RefSeq and is a predicted model, not a curated record.